UUUUGUUGCCUGGUGACGCUGCGAGCAGUUGUUGCCAUAGUGAAACUUGUCCAAGAGAAACAGCACGCGCCGUUUGUUUGAACCUUCUAGAAAUCCGGAGGAUGUCUGCGCUUCCUGCAAAGCCUGGCCUACACCACAGUGUGUCAGAGUGGUUCAGUAACAACCACCAGCUAUCUGCCACAGCACAACAUGAGCGGCACAUUUCAAAUGUUAUCCGGCAGGAAGGGAGGUCGCUACGCAAUGAGACCAGCUGUAAGACAACCUGGGAUGAAAGUGAGACUUCUCGCAGGUUGAGUGACAGGGCCUGGGAUGUCGCCCGAUGGAGGGAUGCGUUAGAAACCUGUGCACAGAAAGUGGAUGAAGAGAUGGAGGCUUUGACCCUGACUAAAGAGCGAACUGAGCAGGCCCUCGCUGCUACUGAUGUUCCAAAUGAGGUCACCAGUGAGUGCUUGACACUGAGAGAUGGACGUCGGGGGUUUGAGCUCGUCACCGACCCGGUAGACGAGCAGCUGAAAAAAGAAGCAGAGCUGAUCAAAAGAGUGCAGCAGGAGCUGCAGCAGCACAUAGACAAAGCCUUUGAGCAGCUGUGUGUGUUGCAGGAGGCUCGGCAUCAGCUGACUGCAGACCUCCAGAACAAGAUGGACGCCCUUGACAUUGAUAUGUCCUGUCUGUCCCUUACAAUAAAGUCACCUCAGAUUUCCCUGAAACCCAACCCUACUCGUGUGCCAUCAGGCUCUACGACUCCUCAGGAGUGGGUCCAGUUCAGCCGGUAUAACGUUGCUCGUGCCAAGGAAGCCAUGCAGGUGUCCCAGCAGAUGAGGGAGGACAUGAGUCUCACCACAGCCCAGCUGCAGAAUGAGUUGGACAAUCAACGCAGAGCCACAGAGUUUGCUCUCCGAAAACGUAAUCACCAUGAAGAGCAGGCCCGUGAUGAGCUCGAAUGGCAAAUAAAAAAUACUGAAGAUGAAAUGGCAGAAAUGGAGAGUGACAUCCACGGGCUGGAUGCGGAUCUGCAGGCGAAAACGGCCUCCCUGAAGCUGGCUCACACCCGACUGGAGAACAGGACAAGCAGAUCUGGCAUGGACCUCUGCAGAGAUGAGGUGCAGCAUUGCCUUGUGAAUGAGGUCCAUCAGCUUGAAGCAACAAUCACUGCCCUGAAACAGAAACUCUCUGAGGCGCAGAACUCUCUGCAGAAGAUGAAGCUCCACCACAGCCGCAUGCUGCAGGAUCUUUCCAGAAAACAGGAAGCUCUGUCUCUGGAACAGCGAAGCAUGAACACCCGUACCCGCCUCACAUCUGCCUACUGCAAAGAUAAAGCCCCGGUACUGCUGGUGCCUCUAACAAACUCCAGUGGGAGGAGCAACCUGCAGCUGCUGACCCAGUAAGAUCAGGGUUAACAGUUCUUUAAAGGAAGGGCUAGAAAGUUGGUGAAACACUGGAUGAUUUCAAGCUCAAUUUUAGUGCAGAUUUAGGAGAAAAAAUAGGUUAAGAUUUGAAAAUCAUUCUGUGUGCUGUCAGCUUGAGACAGCAAAUAUACAGGAUGCUUCACUCACUUUUGACUUAAGAUUCAAACCAUACAGACAUUUAUGAGCAUAAGACAUGAUGCCUUUAAUUCUGUUCUUCACCCCCAUAAGCUGUGAAGAACCAAAACAUUUCUCUAUAUUUAUUUAUUUAAUUUAAGAGAGAUGGUAUUCUCAUGCGAAAACACUUAUGAUCAGUCUAUACUCUGUUUGUUGAGGGUAGUUUGCUUUGAGUUGUGCUGUGUGUACUUUAUGUGACUAAAAAUGACAAAUUAUGUUUUUAAAUGUGGAUUUUGUUUUUCCUCCACUUGAUUAAAAUGGAAAUCCUUGUCGGUUUAAUCUGUUUGUGCAGGUUUGUUGUCUUUUUCUAAAAGUAAGCAGUUGUGUAAAAACAUUUACUUGCUGUAAAGCUCACUUUCAAAUUUGUUGAGGUCAUUAAUUUUAUUGAACAUUUACUUUAAUGGUUUUGUUUGACCUCUUUAUAGUGUUUGAUCAACGGAGGCUUUUCAGAGCAUGAAAACAGUCCACAUGACAUGAACUUUAAACUCAUGCAGUAUACGUGGUUUAGAUUGGAAAAAUAAUCUGGUAAACGAGCAUUUGAUACACUCCCCUCCCCAGCUGUCGUGUCUUUAAAUGGAUGUUUUUGUCAUUUUUUUUUGUUUUAAUGAGAGAAAAAAAUGACUUAAACAAAGUUUAGAUUGCUGUUUAUCUCAGAGAUUACAAAGUCAGUUCUUGUGUAAGAUAAUUUACUGUCUGUUUAGGACAAAAACAAUCUCUUAUCAGUUUUCCACCACCUGUAAUAAAUCUACAGUAGGCUGCCGUAUAUUCUUGUCAGUAGACAGAUUUAUCUGCAUGCUCACCUGAUGUGCUGUUUGUAGACUGAAAGACUAACACAAUACUAAUAUUUCUUCCUUUGCACUAAAUUGAUGGUUGGUACAGAUGUUACAAGUGACUUGUUUUUAACAGUGUAUGCAGUGUAUGAUUGCAAAUAUAUAUUGUUAAUU
Molecule: messenger RNA, 2524 nt
Organism: Cheilinus undulatus (humphead wrasse)
Lineage: Eukaryota; Metazoa; Chordata; Actinopteri; Labriformes; Labridae
Gene: tekt2
Product: tektin 2 (testicular)
Exons: 10
Coding region: 102-1385 (427 amino acids)
Biological process (GO): cilium movement involved in cell motility; cilium assembly
Cellular component (GO): microtubule cytoskeleton; nucleus
Source: RefSeq, a predicted model, not a curated record